Messenger RNA from Beauveria bassiana ARSEF 2860, 927 nucleotides. RefSeq names its product HpcH/HpaI aldolase/citrate lyase family protein. Lineage: Eukaryota; Fungi; Ascomycota; Sordariomycetes; Hypocreales; Cordycipitaceae. Gene Ontology annotation, biological process: oxaloacetate metabolic process. The record is from RefSeq and is a predicted model, not a curated record. The transcript is spliced from 3 exons. The coding region runs from base 1 to 927 and encodes 308 amino acids. Gene Ontology annotation, molecular function: magnesium ion binding; catalytic activity.
AUGGCCACCGCCGCCGCCGCCGCCGCCGCCGCCGCCAAAUCAUCCGCCAUUCUUCGGCGCUCCCUCUUAUACGUCCCCGCCUCGUCCCAAAAGAUGCUCACCAAGUCUCUCGGCCUCACCUCUGACAACAUCACCUACGACCUGGAAGACUCCGUCACCCCCUCAGCCAAGCCCUCGGCCCGGACACACCUUGCUGCCCACCUCUCCUCGCUCCCCCGCCGACCCUCCACCGUUUCCGAGCUCGCCGUGCGCAUCAACGCCGUGUCCACGCCCUUUGCCCUCGACGACCUCACCACCCUCGCGCCCUCUCCGCUCGUCGACGCCGUCGUCGUGCCCAAGGUCGAAUCCGCCGCCGACCUCUCCUUUGUCACCGACGUCCUACGCCACUCCGCCAGGGCCAUUGUCGACCUGCCCAGCAUCUGCCGCGCCUCGCCGUACCUCUCUGGCCUCAUCUUUGCCGCCGAGGAUUUCGCGCUCGAUCUCUCCAUUACGCGCACGCCGUCGCUGUCCGAGUUUCUCUACGCGCGCUCCGCCAUUGUCACCGCCGCCAAGGCCUUUGGCCUGCCCAGCGCCAUUGAUCUCGUGUGCACGUCGUUUCGCGGCGAUCAGGGCUUGCGCACGCUCGAGGACGAGUGCGCCGGCGGCAAGGCCAUGGGCUUCAACGGGAAGCAGUGCAUUCACCCUUCGCAGGUCGAUACGGUGCAGCGGCUGUUUGCGCCGACGCCGGAAGAGGUGGAAUGGGCCGUGCGGCUCGUCGUUGCUGAUGAAAAGGCGGCGGCUGCUGGACGCGGUGCUUGGACAAUGGACGGCAAGAUGAUUGACGCUCCCGUAUCUGCCAAGGCUCGGUCCAUUGUGGCAAAGGCAGAACAGUGCGGCAUGGAUGUCGACAGUCUACGAACGACAUGGAAAGAUCAAGAACCAGAAUAA